Dalotia coriaria is the source of this 3372-nucleotide messenger RNA. RefSeq lists its product as uncharacterized. The coding region runs from base 592 to 1677 and encodes 361 amino acids. The transcript is spliced from 5 exons. The record is from RefSeq and is a predicted model, not a curated record. Lineage: Eukaryota; Metazoa; Arthropoda; Insecta; Coleoptera; Staphylinidae.
CGAGCAGCGGCGCCGACAGUCGACCGGCAGACUGCGGCGUGUUCGCGUGGUAAAUACGUGCGCGCUUCCGCGCUUCCUACUGCACACUCAGCUGUGCAGUCAGUGCAAAAUUCGUGUGGGCAGCGGGUUGUAAAAGGGUUCGCGGAUUUCCAUACAUAAUCCGCACCUAAAUUUGUUUUUGCGCAUUGUGUGCGAAAAUCACUAUAACUCAAGCGUGUUGAAGUGAUAGGAUUAUAAAUUUGUGCGAAUUUUAUCACACUUACAAUUCGUUGCGGUGCUUUUUACUUUUGAUAACGCCAAGAUUAAUAAGAAUUUGUUAACUGAAGUGUUUUUCGGCGGCGCGGCUAGACUGCGAGUGUUUUUUGAAGGCAUUGAAAGCGCUCGAAGCUUUUGUUUGUUUAUUGUUCGCAUGAGAACAACCUCGAGGAUAUACAAAACUGCUACACAUCAAACCGGCGAUAAUUGGGCGAUAAUUAAAUUAAGACUUUCUCCGGCAGACCACAAGAAAACUCGACAACUCGAAAAUGUUACCCCGUCGAUAGUAUCCCCGGUUGUUGCUUUCGUGCGUGAAUCUCAAGUGACAUUUCGAAAAUGUUGUCGUAUAUGCUGCCGGUGGACGAGAAACCGCCGGCGGGACCCGGAAAGGCGCACCUGCAGCUGUCGCUGUCGCCGCCGCUCACGAACGGUCGCUCGACCACGACGAUGGUGACCUCGAACGGGGGCGGUCAUCAUAAUGUCGCGAUUACAACUACGACGCACACGGUGCAUUUGAAUAACAACGCCGCAUCGUCCAUCAGUAAGGAGAAUAGUAUUAGCAGUUUUGCUAGUGAUGCUACAACUGCUACUGCGAGUUAUUCUUCGGCGACGCCGACCAGUAUUGGGGGUAAACCUAUUAAUAAAGUGUUGAUUAAUGGGGGGAAGCAUCAAAGUCUCAAAAGGGUAUCUUUCGGUAGUUCGAAAGGCUCCAUGGUUGAGACAUUAAUCUAUGAAACACCGGUUCAGGAAGAACCAGAAACAAGUCCGAUACAAGAAAAUGCCACACCAUUUCCAGCCGAUCAAGACCAAACUGAAGACGAGCGAGAAAAGGUACGAGUCUCCUUCGUGCAGCAGUCGAAGCCGCAGGAGGUCGUGCUGCCGGAUGAGCCCGUCGUCCUCUCCGAGAGUGAAUUCAUGAUGGCAGCUGCCGCCCUUCAGGACUCGCACCACGUCGGCAACGCGAUGGUCACCAAAUUCGUACGACAAGAAAGCACUGAUAGUGGCUGGGAUAAUCCAUUCCGACCAGGUGGCGACCUCAGCCGCGAAGCUGACGAAAUCGUAGAGUUGAUUAAGGGCGGCAAGCCGAUUACACCGACAUCGGCAGGCAACGCGUCGCCGCUGCCACCCUCUGCUGACGAGCGUAUUGACUCUAAUCAGACGUCGACGCCGAUCACCGAGUCGCCGAAGAAGGCGAACGCCACUGCACUCUCAGCGACGCCCAAGACCGCCAAGAACGGCAACGUCCAGAACGACGCCAAGAGCCCGUUGGCUUCGCCGCCAGGCAAGAAGGGCGUUUCCUCUCCAGGGAAAAACGAGUUCGACGUACAGCGCGGUCAUACUGUAGCCGCCGGCGACGCCUCGCAGGUCGAGCACGUCGUCAUCAAAAAGAAACCCAAGUGCAAGUGCUGUGUGAUACAAUAACUCUGCGGCCACGACCACGACCGUCAACAAACCACGAUUCAUUUUUUUUUUUUGAUUAGUCAAAUAGACACUCGAAUAUUAUUUUGUUGUUGUAAUUAUAAGCUAUAUUUUAUAUAGAACGAUGGCAAAUCUGAGAAUCACGAUUUCAUCGAAUUUUAAACAUUACCGAGAUUUGAUGAGGAAUCGAUGAAAGCAGCUGAACGAUGAGAUUAACGAACGCUUUAUUGAAUUCAAUUUUCAUGCCAGUCACACAAAUACAGCUCGCCACUCGCAGUUUUUUCACGCCGAUGCAUUUAUUCCGAAAUUUACAUUCUUGCGUUGCUUUCUAUGGCUCGUAACAUUGUUAAGAAGAGAGAAGAGACGUAGUGAUUUUCUAAUUAAAUGUUUAGCAGCCUAGAUGAACUUAACACGAACAUGAGACCACAAGUACAAAGCAACAAGUAAUUAAUAAGACAUUAUCGAACAUUCAAACGCCGUAAACAGCGUUAAAAGUGUUGAAUCUUUCAUCAUAAACAUUGGUCAAGAGUUAUAUGUUGUUAUAUGACCUCUGACCUAGUUAAAUUUGAGGUUAAAAACUUAAAUCAAUUCAGUAGACAAAUUUCGGAAUAAAUGUUGAACAUUUAAUUAUGUACAUAAACUAAGGCAGCAUUUAACAAUCGGAGAGGAAAUUUCAAAUGGAAAUGCGGAUCUGAAGCUAUGUGAAAAAUAGGGAGAUUUAUUUUAUACGUCAUCAUUGAGUGGUUCUUCGAACUUCUUGUACCAAUUAUUGUUUCCUAGUUUUCUAAAUUUAUUUUUUAUUAACUGGAUUGACUAAUUUUAUCUAUUUUAUAUUUAUUUAGCUCGUUUCUUUGGUAAUCAUGUAAAUUUUGCAAAAGUAUGCUUAUACAUUUUAUUUAUUUUACGUUAGCAAAUGCUUAAGCAAAAUGCAGUUAUUUGUCAUGAUCGAAUUUGGUCACAUUGAAUUAUUUUGUGUGCCUGGAUGUAAAAUUCAUCUCGUUGGGUCGGCUAACAGGAGACAUGAAACUGAUUAUUUAAAUACUGAGCAAAAUGAUGAAGCGACUAAAGCAGAAGAAGAAGAAGAAGAAAAAUGAAACAAAGAAAGAUAUAUUUAAUAUAUAAAUUGUAGAAACGUAAGGUACUUCUAACGUCCCUUUUCCCUCACAACCACACAUUUUGUGUAUAUUUAAUUAUUUAAUUUUAAUAUUAUUGUAUAAAGUUAAAUUACGAAACAAGAGAUAUUAAAAUUAUCUACGAAACAUGAACACAAACAAAACACUACCAAAAUCGAUGAGAAUCAAACUCGAGGCAAAUUUACCGAUGACGACCACACACUUCGACUAUUUGUGACUAUUACGAUUUACAAAUUUAAAUAGUUGAAUACUAGAGGCAGCUUACGUGCUUUUUUGCAAAUUACUCACAAAACACUAACGUGAAGGAUACUCGAUCGAUGGCUGAGAUUAUACAAAAGAAAAAAACUAAAAGCGGUGACUAGAGAAACGUUUUUAAUUUUUUAUUUAGCUGAAACUGAAUUCCGCGCGACGGAAUCUUGUGUAUGUAUAAUAAAUAGAUGAAAACUACUAAAGAGAGAAAGAAAUGAAGAGAACAUUUUUAAUGAUUUUGUGAUGUAUAAAAUAAUGAUGUGUAACUUAUUUGUAUCGCUGAUAUUAUUUUAUUAACUACUAUAAAAUAAGAAAA